CAUCUCGACAAUACGCAAACAUCGUCCAACAGAAACGCCCGUCGGCGCGUUAUAUACCCACUUCACUCUCCGCGUUUAUUCUUGUCCAACAAUUGCAUCGUAAAUGCAGAAAAUUAAGUGAAUGCAGAUUGUAGGGAAGCGCAUACGACAAUUAGAAAAAUGCGAUAAUGGAAAAUUCUGGACUGUAGCGUGAAAAGUUCGUCGGGUUGGUGAUUAUUAGUGGGUUCGAGGCGAGCUUUGCACAAUACCACGUGGCAAUCCCAAAAACAUCCCACAUCGUAAAGAAGAGAACCUGAAAUCAAAAGCAGAACUACAAUGGAAUGGGACUGGAGUUGGGCCGUUGCGGGCAUCACCCCUGAAGUUCCAAGGACGACGGGGCCUGAGUGCAUUAACUAUAUGACGGAUCGGCGACGCUGGAUAGAGACGGUGCUGCUGUCGGCCCUCUUCAUCUUUAUUAUGCACAGGUCCUGGAAGCGUCUGGCUCCCAUUAACCUGCCGCCACUCCAUGAGAUUCAAAAGUCACACAGUCCCACGCGACUGUUCCUCCUGAUCGCCAUGUCCAUGGUGUUUGGCAUUGAGAUGGGAUUCAAGCUGUCCGGCCAGUCAAUGAUCUUCGCCUUGAAUCCCUGCCACGUGCAGACGUGUCUGCAGAUCUAUCUUCUGGCCGCCAAGCCGACAAGGACAACUACGGCAAUGUUUCGGAUACAAAUGAGCAACCUGAACGGCCCUUUCCUGGCCUUUCUCUUUCCCGAGGUGGAGGGGCGCACGUAUCCCUUCGAGCAGUCCACGUACUGGAUACAGCAUGCUCUGCUCUACAUUAUACCCAUUUACAUUAUACGAAGCGGCGCGUACACCGUUGAGGACCUAGGCGACUUCCAUUGGUCACACAUUGGAACAGCUUUCAUGCUGUUUUAUCAUUUCAUUUUCCUAUCCCCACUCUCCAUAUUUACUGGCAUCAAUCUGGAUCACAUGCUGUGCGCAGCCAUGUCUGAUCCAUUUCAGGGCCCCAACUACAGACUUUUUGCUUGUUGCCAUCAGGCUUUGCUCUGCCCGCUGCUCAGCAAGGGAACCGUACUCUUGUUCGGUCGCCGGAAGAGCGCCUCCGGUGAGAAUGGAGCGAGGAUGAGGAACGUGGGUCGUGAGACUUUGCCCGCGGCGGGGACGGAGACUCAGGCUGCCAUGUAUCAUCAGCGUGCGCAACAGGAGUACGGCACAGCAGAGGAGGCCACAGAGACAUUAAUGCGGCAUCGGUACAAUGCUCAGGCAGCUUCGGCAGCCUCGGGUGGAAUGCAUUCGCAUGAUGCGGACGAAAUGGCGGCCAUAUACGACGCUGCUGAGUAUAGAAUGCCCACGACCAGGAUCGACUAGUCCACAGCAAAGGAGAGGGCCGAGCAAUGGAUAUCGUAUAUUGUAUGCCCACAAUGUUUGUCAAUUCUUGAAUUACUUUAGCAACUUUCGGUCUGGUCUGGUCCGGGCCACGCUCUGUAGUUAGACCCCGUCCCGUAACUCCAUAUACAGAAGUAACGAGGAUUUCAUCUGAUCUGUGAACUGAGAGGUAGAGAGGUUGAUCAAAAGACGUGUACAUAUGUAUGUACAUACAAUUAAUGCUACAAAUUCAUGCUCACUGAGGUUAUAAUUCCAAAAAAAUUUACCAAAAACAGUUUUAAAAGAUUAUAUUUGUUCAGUAGAAACUUAUUCUGAUGAAAAAUCAAUUAUUACAACAUUGCAAUAAAUCAUAAUUAUACAAAUUACACAAUAAUGUACUAUAUUUCUGUAAGUGUGCCUGCC
This is a messenger RNA of Drosophila obscura, 1788 nucleotides long. RefSeq names its product transmembrane protein 164. The record is from RefSeq and is a predicted model, not a curated record. Bases 316 to 1368 code for a protein of 350 amino acids. The transcript has 5 exons. NCBI's taxonomy places the organism in Eukaryota, Metazoa, Arthropoda, Insecta, Diptera, Drosophilidae.